Messenger RNA from Cutaneotrichosporon cavernicola, 561 nucleotides. RefSeq lists its product as uncharacterized. NCBI's taxonomy places the organism in Eukaryota, Fungi, Basidiomycota, Tremellomycetes, Trichosporonales, Trichosporonaceae. The transcript has 5 exons. The record is from RefSeq and is a predicted model, not a curated record. Gene Ontology annotation, molecular function: GTPase activity; GTP binding. Gene Ontology annotation, cellular component: cytoplasm; Golgi apparatus. Gene Ontology annotation, biological process: vesicle-mediated transport; intracellular protein transport. Bases 1 to 561 code for a protein of 186 amino acids.
AUGGGCUUGUCUCUGUCACGCAUCUACUCGAGUCUAUCGAGCCUCGCGUUCUGGGGGAAAGACAAGGAGGUCCGCAUCCUCAUGGUCGGCCUCGACUCUGCUGGGAAGACAACGAUCCUGUACCGCCUGCAAAUCGGAGAAGUCGUGUCCACCAUUCCCACGAUCGGGUUCAAUGUCGAGACAGUGUCGUACAAGAACAUCAACUUCCAAGUGUGGGACCUCGGGGGACAGUCGAGCAUCAGGCCAUACUGGCGAUGCUACUACGCCAACACACAAGCAAUCAUCUAUGUGAUCGACUCGGCCGACGCGGCGCGCCUGCCUACAUCCCGCUCAGAGCUGUUGACAAUGCUCGCAGAGGAGGAGCUCAAGAACGUUCCUGUGCUCGUGUUUGCCAAUAAGCAGGACAUGGCUGGCGCUCUCUCGCCGGCUGAAAUUAGCGACAAGCUCGGCCUUGCCGGACAGGAGAAGGGGCGGGAGUGGAGCGUGCGCGGGAGCUGCGCGACCAAGGGCGAGGGGCUCGAGGAGGGUCUUGACUGGCUUGUGAACACAAUACAGAAGUAG